AAUACGCACGCAAGAACUACAAAGGUUAGAGAGCUGCUCAAAACUCAAAAAAACGCCUCCUUUCUGUCAAAAAGAAAAAAAAAAAAAAAAACUAUUCUUCAAUGGAGUUCUGAAUUUCGUUCUAAUUUAUGUAAUAAUAUCGGUAUAUUUACCAGAAGGAUGCAUGUAGAAAUUGUUAUUUCUGCAUAUUUAUAUAAAUUGGGUUGAAGUUUCAAGGAUUCUUGGAAGAAACUUGCAUUCUUCAUUUUUCCUUGAACUAGCCACUCACUUCAGUAUUCCUUCAAAUAGAAAAGCUGCUAGUUAAUAUCAGUCAUGUCGAGGCAAGCUCAUCUUCCUCCUCGCUGUCCUGAUCAAAAGAAAAGUGUAACUCACCCAACUUAUGGUUCGGCUUCCCCGACUUCAAGCAAUAUUGAACUGCAUCCUGGAGGCCCGAAACAUCAUAAAUCCACCUCACAAAGCUCUACCUUAGAGGAGCAGCCAGCAUGGCUAAGUGAUUUGUUGAGUGAUUCGGACUCAGAUUCUAGUGGGAUUUUACACCGACGAUCUGCUAGUGAUUCCUUUACCCUUUUGGAUUGUCUUGUCCCAUUACCAGGUCUAGAACAACUAGAUGGAUUGAAGACUCUGGAUUCUUGUGAACCAGAUAAUGAAUUUGAAUCUGGCUGUGCAUAUGGUCCCAAUUCCCCUCGCAGAAAAGGCGAAGUAGCAUUUCCUGAGAAUGCAAUCGUUUCAGCAUUAUCUGAAUAUGUCUUACAAUGUCCUCUGCAGCAUCUGGAUGCCAGUAUGUGUGUUUCUAGAACUGCACAGCCAGAUUCAAUAGGUGAUGCCUUUGGUCCAGGUAGUGGGACUAAUGCAGAGGUGAAACUGAUGAAACGACAUCCUGGGCAGCGAUCUAGAGUUCGCAAACUUCAGUAUAUUGCUGAACUAGAAAGAACUGUUGACAUUCUUCAGAAUUUGGAGUCAGAUUUGGCUUUCAGAGUCGCUUCUCUCUAUCAGCAACAGCUUGCUUUAUCAAUGGAGAACAGAACGCUAAAGCAACAGGUGGUGAGACUGCAAAAGGAGAGUUUCAAUGCGGAAGGUGAGUACCAUUCCCUGAAGAAAGAGUACGAGAGAUUAAAAAUGUCCCUAGCUUAUUCCUCUACUAGCAAGGUCCUUGGCUGGUCGAACUCUGCUGCUGAUUUAGCCUGUUCUGGAGACAUUUGGCAAACAUUAGACAUGCGCAAACUUGAUCUGAACUGACGUAGUUAGCUGUAAUGGAAGUUCUGAAAGUUCAAGGUGAAGCUGCUCUAGUAAUUGCUUUCGACCCUAAACUGCGUAUAUGUAGAUGAUCUUUUAAUCUCAAGUUAGGAAUAAUGAAGAUAGAUGAGAACCGAUUUCUACCCAAAGAUGGGCUGAAUUAGCUAGUGCAGAAUAGAAGGCUGAAGUAGCAUGUGCUUUUUGGUUUGAUGGCAAUAUUAGCCACUCUAGCUACUGGAUUCAAACUUGACGUGCACACCCAUAUUGGCAAAACAAGAUACUCUUAUCGUUUUUAACCUUUAUUUGUCUAGCCAGUAAUAUUGCUUAUAGCUCAUUCAGGAUAACCAAAUUGGAUGGAUUGCAUUGCAUUGAAUUGUUGGGUUAUUUCCUCUUGUGAGGAGGAAAGCCCAUGUUUUGGAUCUUAUAUUAUAGCCCAAAGUCCAUAAGUGUUAGUUUUAAUCCUAACGAUGAAUAUAAAUACAAGAAGAUUGAAGGAAAUAGGAGUCCAACCUGUUUUUGAAAAGAGAAAAUAGUUUUUUUCUGUGCCCAGAUUUCACCAAAUCUUUGAUCUUGAGACAUCCGUGGUCCGAUCGAGCUGAAAUUUGGGGAGGUUCACAAAACAUAGAGCUACAACCUGAAUGGUGGAGAUUGGAUUUUCAGUUCGGAACAUUGGUUAAUUUGUGUGAGCAGUGACCAGAUUUUUGGGCAUAUUUUUCCUAUUUUCAUAUUUUUUUGUCAAGAUUGUUGUUAUCUUGAAGAAAAAUUUGUUAUAGCCUUAAGUUAUGACUGAAGAAGACUUGGUGUACCCAUUAUUUGAUUGAUAGUGUAUGUUUUGAUUAGACUAA
Olea europaea var. sylvestris is the source of this 2078-nucleotide messenger RNA. RefSeq names its product basic leucine zipper 34. Gene Ontology annotation, molecular function: DNA-binding transcription factor activity. Gene Ontology annotation, biological process: regulation of DNA-templated transcription. Bases 313 to 1236 code for a protein of 307 amino acids. The record is from RefSeq and is a predicted model, not a curated record. The transcript has 5 exons. Lineage: Eukaryota; Viridiplantae; Streptophyta; Magnoliopsida; Lamiales; Oleaceae.